Plasmodium vinckei vinckei is the source of this 651-nucleotide messenger RNA. Its product is annotated as calcyclin binding protein, putative. Bases 1 to 651 code for a protein of 216 amino acids. NCBI's taxonomy places the organism in Eukaryota, Apicomplexa, Aconoidasida, Haemosporida, Plasmodiidae. Gene Ontology annotation, molecular function: protein-folding chaperone binding. The transcript is spliced from 9 exons. The record is from RefSeq and is a predicted model, not a curated record.
AUGGAUAAUGAUCAAACUAUUUUGGAACCUUUUACAAAUUCAGACUUAGAAAAACUUAACGAGCUAAAAGCUUCCAAAGCUGUUAUUAGUGAAAAAAAAGUCAGGCACGAUUGGUCACAAACAAACAAUUGCGUUUUUUUUACUAUCUAUCAAAAAAAUGUUCAAACAAAUAACUUUUUAUAUUACAUUAAGUCGGAUUAUAUAUUCCUAAUAAUAAAAAUUAACGAAACCGAAGUAUACCCUCUUGAAAAGUUUUUUUUUUCAAAAAUCAUUCCAUCAAAAACAGUUAUAACCAUAACUCCAAUGAAAAUUGAACUAUCACUUGAAAAGGAUAUAAAAGAACUUAAAUGGGAUCAGCUUGAAAAAAAAACUAAUAAUGAUGUACAGGAAAAAGAUGAAAAUGUAUUAAACCCAUUUACUGGAAAAAGUAUAGAAGAAUGGACAAAGUUUGCACAGUCCAUAGGUGAAGAUGAAGAUAACCAAUCCAUAGACCAUUUUUUUCGAAAAAUUUACAAAGAGGGUGAUGAUGAUUUGAAGCGUGCCAUGAUUAAAUCAUUUCAAACCUCAAACGGAACUGUCUUAUCAACAAAUUGGAAAGAUGUACAAAAUAAAGAUUAUGAAAAGGAAAAAAAUGACAAGUUGAAAAAAUGA